Molecule: messenger RNA, 3548 nt
Organism: Penaeus chinensis
Lineage: Eukaryota; Metazoa; Arthropoda; Malacostraca; Decapoda; Penaeidae
Product: reelin-like
Exons: 22
Coding region: 268-3411 (1047 amino acids)
Biological process (GO): central nervous system development; neuron migration
Molecular function (GO): lipoprotein particle receptor binding
Source: RefSeq, a predicted model, not a curated record
CCCUCAGACACCGCCAAGUCGAACGCGACGCGCCUGCGCUGGUGGCAGCCCUCCACGGCCGGGGAGUUCGCCAGCAGUUGGUCCCUCGACGAGGUGUACAUCUCGAGCCUGGCGCGCGAGCUCCCCGCCUUCACGGCCCUGGACUCGGCCGCCCACUGGCUGCUCGCGCCCGGCGCCGCGGCGGAGGCCGUCUGCGGGCAGGCGCACGACAGCCUGCAUUUCAGUGGUCGCGAAGGCUACCGGUUUGCCGAGACUCCGGAUAUUCUGAUGAACGAGCACAGCUUCAUUCAGUUCACGAUCGCCAUGGGCUGCAAGGAGACUGGAUUCUGCUUCGAGGUGGAGGUCGAAUACUCGGUCGACCACGGGGCAACCUGGUGGCCCGUGCGAGGCCACUGCCUGCCCUCUGACCCCGACUGCACCGAGUAUUGGCCGAACUCCAGCCUGACCUCUGACCUGUACGCAACCCCGACGCAGGUCACCAUGCUCGUGCCUCCCCGCGCAUGGUCCGAACGCACCCGCGUCCGAUUCCGUCAGAGGGACGGCUGGCGACAACAGCACAGCUGGUCUCUCUCGCACGUGUACAUCGGCGACGAGUGCUUCCACAGGUGUUCCGCCAGGGGCUUCUGCGACGCCGGGGUGUGCCAGUGCCAGCAUGGGUGGUCAGGUAACAGCUGCGAGAGUCCUGAGCGCCCUCUGCCCACCUUCUUAGCGGAGGACUUCGAGGGCGCGGUGACCCCCGGCAGGUGGCGCAGGGUUGUGGGGGCGCUUGUCACUGACCACUGCGGGCCGGUGGGGGCUGGGUCGGCGCUGCACUUGGUUGGGGGCUGCAGCAGAUACCUGGAAACCGAGGACCUGGACCUGCGCGAGAGCCUGUUCGUGCAGUUCGAUCUUCGCACAGGCUGCCUGGACCCCGUGGCAGGGCGUGAGGCCGGGGGGGACCACGCCCUCCUGGUGCAGCUUUCGUGCGACGGGGGCGUGUCGUGGGCCACCGCCAAGAGGCUGCUCCUCGUGCACCAGCAGCCCACGUACGUGUGGCUGGAGAUCCCGCGGGCGCUGCGCUGCGAGGGCGGUCGCGUGCGGUGGUGGCAGCCGGAGCCGCAGGAGAGAAACCGCUUGGACUGGGCGAUUGAUGCGGUCUUCGUGGGCGGCAACGCCACGCCCCCCGACGCGCUCACCUACGCCCACCCCGAUGACUUGGUCCCGCCCACGUGGCUGAGGCGGUACAAUGGGCGCAUAGAUAAUUACUGUGACAACGACCUACCCAUGUACACCAUGAUGUCCACGGCCUCUGAACCUGCUCUUCUUCAAACCAGCGACAUACAGGUGGGAAUCAACCACUCUAUUAGCUUCCAGCUGGCUCUUGGUUGCGGCGCCACCUGGGACAACCAAGUGGUCCCCGUGAGACUAGAAUACUCGGUGGACUUCGGCAACAGCUGGCACCUGGUGAGGGAGGCGUGUCUUCCCGGGAACACCAGCUGCGCGGAGGUGGCGGACGCCUCUGUCUAUUACGCGCCGCUCAGAUGGCAUCGCUUUGUGUACCCUCUGGCGCACGUGGGGCCGGCCAGGUACGUGCGCUUCCGCUGGCUGCAGGCGCCCUCCCACGACGUCAGCGGCAGCCACCGCUGGUCCCUCCGCGACGUGUACAUCGGCAGGUCGUGCCCCAAGCACUGCCUGGGCCGCGGGUCGUGUCUGUUCGGGGCGUGUCGCUGCGACGCCCAAUACGCCGGCGACCACUGCGAGCGGGUCGUCGUCGAUAACGUGCCCUUCAUCCGUGACGAGUUCAGCGAGAGGGCCUUCCGGAGCCACUUCCAGCAGGUUCAAGGGGCGCUCAUUUCCGAGGGCUGCGGCGGGCUGGAGGUGCCGCCCACGGCCACCUUCCAGGGCGCCCACACCCGCCAGCUCCUCACCCAGCCCGUGGACACCCGCAGCGGCAAGUUCGUGUACUUCGUGGCCCAGAUCGGCAGCGCCCACGGCCACGGGGUGUGCGCGAGGGCGACCCAUCGGCAUCACAACGUCUUCGUGCAGUACUCCGUUGAUGGAGGUGUACGCUGGCACCUUCUGAGAGAGCUCGCCCACGAGAUGUACGUCUCCCCGCGCGAAGAGUACAUCGUCUUGCCCAGCCACGCCCGAAGCCCAGCCACUGUGUUCAGGUUCUGGCAGCCCCGCCUCCCUACCCCCCCGCCCGCCUGGUCCCUCGACGACCUGUUCAUCGGCGGCUCCGAGAUCAGCGCCGCCUCGCUCCUCGACCGCUUCGAGGGCGACCCCGCGGUGUCCGAGUGGCUGUUCGCGCCGCACAGCGAGGCCCACACCGACUACUGCUCCAGCGGCACCAACGGCUCCCUCGUGUGGGGCCCCGAGAGUCCGGGGCGGAGAGCCAUCACCACGCAGGAACUCAUCAUCACCGACGGCCACGUCUUGCAGUUUAAGAUCUCCGUCGGGUGCGGCUCCGUGGAGCAGGAGUGCCGGUACAGCCCCGGCGUUCGCCUCGAGUACAGCCGCGACGGAGGGGUGUCAGGCUGGGAUCUGGUCCGAGAUCUGUGCCUCCCUGGUACCUCCCCUGACCCCGACUGCCUGCCUUAUACUUUCCACUCGCAGUCGGUGUACUACCCUGAUACCCAUACCCGCUGGAUGAGGGUCACCAUUCCUUUGCCGGAGAAGACGUGGGCGAGCACGACGCAGCUCCGAUGGGUUCAGGAGGUCAAAGGUCAGGGCAGCACGGUGACCCCCUGGUCCCUGGACGACGUGUACGUGGGCGAGGCGUGUACCGAGCACUGCCGCGGCCACGGGGACUGCGUCGACGGAGUGUGUGCCUGCGACGCGGGAUACGAAGGCGAGUCGUGCGAGAUGGCGCCCUCUCGCUCCACGCCCUUGCCCACCAGCCUCGUGGACGGCUUCGAGGGCGGCGUGGGCGCGAACUGGCAGAUGGUGAGCGGGGGCGGCGUGGGCGUGGGCUGCAGCUCGCUCGCCCCCUACGGCCACGGGAGGCACCUGUACUUCUCGGGCUGCGGGACCAGGCAGGCCGUCACGGCAGAGAUGGACACCAGGAGGGCCAGCAAACUGAUGUUCGUCCUGCGCAUCGGGAGCCACGACCACGUCCCCUCGUGCCGCGUGGACCUGAGCGACCCCCAGCGCAGCCUGGACAAGGGCGUGAUCCUGCAGUACACGGCGGACAACGGCAUCACGUGGACCACGCUCAACGUGCACGACCCGCUCGAUUUCAGAAAGCCGCGCCGCGUCGCCUACAGCCUCCCGCCGGACGCCCGCAGCUACGGCGUGCGGCUCCGCUGGUGGCAGCCGGACCACGACGGCGCCAGCACCGACCAGUGGGCCCUCGACAACGUGGAGAUCGUGCUAGCGCAGAGGAAAGACACGAGCAAGUACAACAGCAAAGGUUUCCACGACAGUCUCUGAACCAGAAAAAUGUAAAUGCAUCAGCGACCUCUGACCUAUUUCAACCUCCUUUCCUUGUUGUGGGCGGUAGGGCAUGCUUUGUUCUUGUAUGAUGUGAAACCUUUUUUUUUAUUGCUUGUGUAGUUACAAUAUGCAUU